Molecule: messenger RNA, 2710 nt
Organism: Labrus bergylta (ballan wrasse)
Lineage: Eukaryota; Metazoa; Chordata; Actinopteri; Labriformes; Labridae
Gene: pfkfb4b
Product: 6-phosphofructo-2-kinase/fructose-2,6-biphosphatase 4b
Biological process (GO): fructose 2,6-bisphosphate metabolic process; fructose metabolic process
Cellular component (GO): cytosol
Molecular function (GO): fructose-2,6-bisphosphate 2-phosphatase activity; ATP binding; 6-phosphofructo-2-kinase activity
Source: RefSeq, a predicted model, not a curated record
AUUAUGAGGGAUCCAUCCUCCCUGCAGAAUCAAGACUUCCAAGGGCUGAAGCCCACCGCUGCACUUUCAGACUAGGAGGGUAACAUGAGUGAUCGAAACCCCAGGAUGUUAGACAACGAUGAGUUCAUGUUGGAGACUUCCCCGCGGGAGCUCACGCAGAACCCGCUCAGGAAGAUCUGGAUGCCGUGCAGAAACGGACACAUAGCUCAUAGAAGGGUAUGUAUGACAAAUUGUCCAACCAUCAUUGUGACUGUUGGACUUCCAGCCCGAGGAAAGACUUACAUCUCAAAGAAGCUGACGCGAUACUUAAACUGGAUAGGUGUGCCAACCAAAGAGUUCAAUGUUGGCCAGUACCGCAGGGAGUGUCUGAAGAUCUACAAGUCCUUUGAAUUCUUCCGUCCAGAUAAUGAGGAAGGCUUAAAAAUCAGGCAUCAGUGCGCCACGUCAGCUCUUAAUGAUGUGCGACAGUACCUGAGUAUAGAAGGAGGACAGGUGGCGGUCUUUGAUGCCACAAACACAACCAGAGAGAGGAGAGGGACCAUCGUUAAGUUUGCUGAGCAGAGUGGGUUUAAGGUGUUUUUUGUAGAAUCUGUGUGUGAGGACCCAGAUGUCAUUGCACAAAAUAUAGUGCAAGUGAAGCUGGGCAGCCCAGACUACAUCCACUGCGACACAGAGGAGGCCAUUGAAGACUUUAUGAAGAGGAUCAAGUGUUACGAGUCGUCUUACCAGCCUCUUGACGAGGUUCUUGACAGAGAUCUGUCCUACAUAAAGAUUAUGGAUGUGGGUAGACGUUACCUGGUGAACCGUGUUAUGGACCACAUCCAGAGUCGAAUCGUCUACUACCUGAUGAACAUUCACAUCACACCGCGCUCAAUCUACCUAUGUCGCCAUGGGGAGAGUGACCUCAACAUCAAAGGACGGAUUGGAGGAGACUCUGGCCUUUCUGCAAGAGGAAGAGAGUUUGCCAAAAGUUUGGGGGAAUUCCUCCAAGACCAGAACAUCAAAGAUCUCAAAGUGUGGACGAGCCAGAUGAAGAGAACGAUCCAGACAGCUGAGAGCCUCGGAGUCCCGUAUGAACAGUGGAAGUCUCUGAAUGAAAUCAAUGCUGGUGUAUGUGAGGAAAUGAUGUAUGAGGAGAUCCAGGAGAAUUUCCCUCUGGAGUUUGCACUGAGAGACCAGGACAAGUACCGGUACCGCUAUCCUAAAGGAGAGUCUUAUGAAGACCUGGUGCAGCGACUGGAGCCGGUGAUCAUGGAGCUGGAGAGGCAGGAGAAUGUCCUGGUCGUUUGUCACCAAGCCGUCAUGCGCUGUCUUCUUGCAUAUUUCCUGGACAAGACUGCAGAUGAGUUGCCUUAUCUGAAGUGCCCUUUGCACACUGUGUUGAAGUUGACCCCCAUGGCUUAUGGAUGUAAAGUGGAGUCUGUGUAUUUAGGGGUGGACUCUGUGAACACUCACAGAGACAGACCAGAGAGAAUGUAAAUCUUUGACACACAGCGGAGGAAGCCGUGUUCAGUCUUCAUCCACCUGUGAUCCCUGAGAGCAACCCGACAACUGUGACAUCCCUUAGCAGUUACACUCCUACCUCCAUUCUGACUUUUUGUCUCUGGCCUUUUUUUCCCCCCUCAGGGGAGCAGAAAUUGGUGGCAUCGUGCUGUUUAUUUUCCUACAUCAUGUUUUUUUCCAAUAGAGUGAGCCAGAAUACAAAGCACACUGAGAAAACGCACACAGAGAAAAGUGGAAGCACGUGGAGAGUGGAAAAAAAAACAACGCAAAAUAAGAAAAUGGAACCAAAUACAGAAAUACUGCAAGUCACAAGAAAAUGAGGGUCAAAUGUGUUAAGUUUCUGCUUUUUAAUACACUGAAUUCAUGAUUUUGAAUGUAAUCCGUAAACUGUUUUUCAGUAAAAAGCUGAUGCCAGAUUAAAACUUUUUUAUCAUUCAAUCAGAUUUUAAACAAAAGUUGUCAUACUCAUCUUAUCUUUAAAUACCUCAGACACAAGUUGUUUUCAUUGUGACUCCCAGUAUGUCUAUGAGGGGUUGUGUUCUCUUAAUUUGUUGUUUAUUUUUGUCUAACUGAUCUGCAUAGGGUGACAGAUUAGUGAAGAUUUCUCAGUUUUUUGUGUUUUCUGAAGUUGGAGUGCAGGGGAGCGUCUUAUUGUUCCCAGUUUGAAUUACUUGGUAGGCAUUACUUAACUGGUACUCAGUUCCAUUAGAACAAUCACACUGAAAGCUAAUAAUGUUUCUUUAAUGUCUUUAAUGACCAUGUAGAAUUAAACAUUUCUUGAUUAUAAGUGUUAACAUAACUGUUUUGUCUGAACAUGAACCCAUAAACGUGUUUAAUAUAACCUUGCUUUUAUUAAACUUGUGUUUACAGGUGACAGUUGAAAGAUACAUUUAAUGUCAUUAAACAUUUUUGCUGUUUUUUAUUUAUAUACUUUUCAUACCAGUUAUAUUUUUGUUUAAAGCUAAUGUCUCUCUGUCUUUGUCUCUAUGCCAACCUUUGUUUUCCAUUCAAAUGUGAAGGCCUCUUCUCUGUCGGCCACUAUUUGUCUUCAACUUUAAAAUAAGGAAAUGUGAAACUGAAAUUUCACCUGAGCUUCACUUAAAUCCUCGAUAUGACCUGUUCAUUAUUGAAUCAUCUCCAAUGUUGUUUACUGCUGGUUUUGAAUACACAUUCUUAAUUGAAUAAAUCACAUGGGACAUUUUGUUCA